Messenger RNA from Triticum turgidum subsp. durum (durum wheat), 831 nucleotides. Lineage: Eukaryota; Viridiplantae; Streptophyta; Magnoliopsida; Poales; Poaceae. The record is from the annotation of a GenBank genome assembly.
AUGGCCACGCCGGAGGCAGACGUCGGCGCCCCCGUGAGCGUGACGGCGCCGAUGAUGCUGCACGGGCGCGUGGCGAUCGUCACGGGCGGCGCCGGCGGCAUUGGCUCGGCCGUGUCGAGGCACCUGGCGUCCCUCGGCGCGCGCGUGGCCGUCGCCUACGUCGGGGACCCGGCGCCCGCGCGGGACCUCGUGGCCGCCAUCAACGCCGCCCCCGAGCACGGCGCUUCUGACCCUGGAGGCCCGCGCGCCGUGGCGGUGGAGGCGGACGUGUCGGACGCGGCGCAGGUGCGGGCGCUGUUCGACGCGGCGGCGGCGGCGUUCGGCGGGGAGCUGCACGUGCUGGUCACGGCGGCGGCGGUGAUGGACACCUCCUACCCGCCGCUGGCCGACACCAGCGAGGCGGCCUACGACGCGGCCUUCGGCACCAACGCGCGGGGCACCUUCCUGUGCCUCCGCGAGGCGGCGCGCCGGCUGGCCCGCGACGGGCGGGGGCGGAUCGUCACCUUCUCGUCGUCCGGGGUCGGGUCGCUGCGCCCGGGCUACGCGGCGUACGCGGCCAGCAAGGCGGCCGUGGAGACCAUGACGAGGAUCCUGGCGCGGGAGCUGCGGGGCACCGGGAUCACCGCCAACGCCGUGGCCCCGGGGUCCACGGCCACGCCCAUGUUCUACGGCGGCAAGACGGACGAGGAGGCCGAGCGGUACAUCGCGGAGGCGCCGCUGGGGAGGCUGGGGAUGCCCGAGGACAUCGCGCCGCUUGUGGGCUUCCUCGCCAGCGACGCCGGCGGGUGGGUCAACGCCCAGGUCCUGCGCUGCAACGGCGGCACCAUAUGA